Messenger RNA from Kwoniella shivajii, 528 nucleotides. RefSeq lists its product as uncharacterized. The coding region runs from base 1 to 528 and encodes 175 amino acids. NCBI's taxonomy places the organism in Eukaryota, Fungi, Basidiomycota, Tremellomycetes, Tremellales, Cryptococcaceae. The record is from RefSeq and is a predicted model, not a curated record. The transcript has 2 exons. Gene Ontology annotation, cellular component: mitochondrion. Gene Ontology annotation, biological process: mitochondrial respiratory chain complex IV assembly.
AUGUCAAGAGCGUCCAAGAUCUUCCUCGCUUCAUCCUUCUUGGUCUCAGGGGUAACAGUAUGGGGUGUACAUUUUAUCCAAAAACGAGAGUCGGAAACAAUGUAUCAAGGUGUGAUCAAGGAUGAAGCUAGAAUAGCAGCCAAAGCAGCUGCUUCGUUACUCAAAGCAGUCACACCAGAAGCUUUAUUACCUGAAUCAGUCUCUGCUGCUGCUGACUCGUCUCCAUCCUCAUCCCCGUCGUCAUCAUCAUCGUCAUCAUCAAGAUCGCCAUCGACGGCACAUUCGUCUGGAACUCCACUGAAUACACCUUCAUCACCUGUUCAACAGCCUGCAGCCAAUAUAGAUCCAGAUUGUCAGACAUGUGUGAUAUCCCCUCCUCCACAAUUACUGGAAUCUCAAUCGGCAGAACAAAGGGCCAAGGAAAGACGAUUGAGAAUGAAAGAGUAUGAAGAUCAAAAGAAGUUGGGGAAAACGUUGACAGUAGAGCAGGGUGUCAGUGAGCCUCCUACCGGGAUCAGGUUGGUUUAG